CUGGCAGCCCUGCCUCUAAGGGGAGGGUAAGAUAAGAGUCCGUUGGAAAUCCUCCUCGAGUCUGAGUCUCAUAAUCAAGGCAACACAGACAGCUCGCGCGCGGCCGUGCACGCGCUGGAUAUUGAUAAGGAAACUAAAGGACUGUUAUAUAAUACAUCUCUCUUGUAUUACGCACGGACAAUCUUGGAUUGGAAAUACUUUUUUUUUUUUUAGAUAUAACUGUUUUUAUAUUUUGUCGAGGGUGAUGUGGAGUCAGUGAAGAUUUUGUACAACACAAAGGAGCACAUGCAUCACUAUUUAGGAGACUUUUAAAACCACCUUUUCGCUUAUAAAACUUAAAUGCGUGUGGCCACACUUGACCAGGUUUUCCUCUGUAGCCUACCUUUUGAUGUCGCAUAUUAAAAAAGUGAAGUCUUUAAUGGCCUGGACUAUGUAAAUCGAUUCGUACAUUAAUUUAAUCACAAACUGUAGGAUUUUGGGGCUGUGCUGGGAAAACUCUCUUCGCGUUAAUCCGCAAACUGCUUUUCAAAGGACUUCAAAUGGGCCACAGAAAAGAGACUCAUUCUGCCGUGGAGGGCAAUCUGAAUGUUUGCGCACUGAGAGGAAUGUCAAGCCUCCGCAGCCGCUGAGGGGCUCAGAACUGCUGUUUCAUUAACCUGGUAUUUGCUCGAGAGCCGCUGUCCCGCGCGCCCGGUGCUGAGCGUCUCGUGCGUGCGCGUCUCUCUCGAUGCGCGCUGUCCCGCGGAGCCCCGCAGCGGCACGGCAGCAAGAUGAGAUCGCGGAUCCCGCUUCUUCUCGCGGUGCUGGCGGCGGCGUGUCUGCGGUUCGGCAGUGCGGAGGGCGAUCCUCUCCCGGCCGCUGUGGUUGAUCUGGUAAAGAGUGGAUCUGUGUCGUCUAUGCAGGAUUUGCAGUUUCUAUUGUCCAUAGAGGUUGAGCCAGAUGAUCACAGUUACAAUGACAGCAGUAACCGUCUGCCACGGAGUCUCGAUGCUCAGCCAGCUCAGCAAGCCGUCUGUAAGGUCAGGACGGAGGUCAUUGAGGUCACACGCUCCAUGUUGGACCGUAGUAAUGCAAAUUUCCUGUUGUGGCCUCCGUGUGUGGAAGUCCAGAGGUGUUCAGGCUGCUGUAAUACCAAAAGUUUGCACUGCGUUCCUGUACUCACACACACGCGAUAUCUUCAGGUGAUGAAGAUACAAUACGUGAACAAGCGGCCGCUCUAUGACAAGGCUGUCGUCUCUGUCCUCGAUCACGUAGAGUGCCGCUGUCAGCCGGUUCCUCGCCCCACCCAGCGCAAGAAGUCUUCCACCAACAAACAGGAACCGCGCGAUCGUUCAGGAAAAUCUCGCUCUAAAGUUGAGCUCCACCAUAGGGACGAAUUCAAACCCAACCAGAGGCUCAGCUUGGAGGACCUGCUCAGCCACAGCUGGAUACCAAAAGAGAGGCUCCAUGAAUCAGGACCACCAGAAGCUUUUCUACCUUCUGGGGAUAUCAAGCUCCACACAGGCCGUGACGGCUGGGGUCUGAACGUGACGCAGUAUGGCGGGGGCAAAGGUCAUCACCAUUACCCUGAUGCACAGAGACAUCAUGGCAACACAAAUGACACGGGGGUGACGGGUGCGUUACCGAAUCACACAGAGAAUUCAGAAAUUGAGGACGUCGAUUCUCUGAACAAUUUUACAAAGGCUGUUGAAAGAGAGCGAUCAAAUGCACUGUUUGAGACACAAAACAAUGCCAACCAAAGUACAACCAAUCGGACAACGGAAUAUAAGAUUACGCUGACGGAACUGACAAAUAAAACUUUUAGUCAUCAGUCAAAUCUCAAACACGAAAUCAAUCACACAGGAAGUAAAGAAGUCGAUCCGUUACAAAGACACAAUGCCAACUUUGCAGGGACCAAUCAGAUGGAUCAGCUUGUCUCUGAAUCCGCAGAGAAAGCCAUUCAAAAUCAAGGAGAUUUGUUUCGGCCUCUUGAGGUGAACAAUACGACUUCAGAUGUUGAGAAGAGAGAGGAUGAGAGGGAAGAUGACGGGAUGAGCCCAGAACAAAAAGCAAAGGACAAGGAGAUGGAGGACCUGCUGUUACUGCACAAACUUUUAGAAGAUGAAGAUAAACACAAACAUCACCUCAAAGCUCAACAAACGAAAAGAGAACAGGAUGAGAAACUACAGCAGCUCCACCACAAACAACACACAACCACACAACAAACAGGAACCAUAUCUCCUCCAUUGCAGCGUUCUCCUCCACGUACACCUCCCCGACCUCCGCCACAGCCACCGAAACGCAGAAGAAAACAGCGAAACCGCAUUAGCAAAUCAGCCAUGAGAGCUCUGCUAAUGUAGUACCAACACGACAG
Messenger RNA from Triplophysa rosa, 2353 nucleotides. RefSeq names its product platelet-derived growth factor beta polypeptide b (gene pdgfbb). Lineage: Eukaryota; Metazoa; Chordata; Actinopteri; Cypriniformes; Nemacheilidae. The record is from RefSeq and is a predicted model, not a curated record. The transcript has 6 exons. The coding region runs from base 771 to 2339 and encodes 522 amino acids. Gene Ontology annotation, molecular function: platelet-derived growth factor receptor binding; growth factor activity. Gene Ontology annotation, biological process: positive regulation of phosphatidylinositol 3-kinase/protein kinase B signal transduction; positive regulation of cell migration; positive regulation of cell population proliferation. Gene Ontology annotation, cellular component: membrane.